GAAAAGAAAUUUCCAUUACCAAAUCUCAGAGAGAAAAUUUCUUCUCCUUUCUUUGCAGGUCUCCCCUGUUCUCAGGGGGGUGUUUAGUUUCAUGAGAGUUUCUCCCCCAUCUCUUCUUCAUCUUGUCAAAAAAGAACAUGCCAUCGACUGAUCGAACUGUUGCCAAGGCUGUUGCUGCCACAGCUGCGAGUACUCUGGUUGUUGUAGGGAUCUUGUUUUUGUUCCUCAAGAGGUUUGCUAUUGUGCGACGCCAGCGAAGGAAAAUAAUUGAUUCGAGUUUCUGUCGAGAAGAACCUGCAGCUCCAGGAGAGUUUAAGAAACUUGGAGGAACUCUGAAAGGAUUGAUUGUUGAUGAGAAUGGGCUGGACAUUAUCUACUUGAGGAAACUUGAAGGGGGUGAACUUAGGACUGGUUUCCCCAAGGAUGUGUUUGAUCAGAAUGAACCAAAAGAAGAACAGAAGUCGGAUAGUGGGGUGAAUAAACCAAUUCAGCGAGUUCCAUUGCUUGGAGAGCCGCAUGAUGUAAUUGCUCUUGAAGAAGUGGCAAAACCAAGGAGUGAGCAAAUCCAAUUUUCGUCCCCCGUUAUCCCAUCAUUUCCACCACAUCAACUGCCACGGCAACCUCCUCACCCACCAGGGCCACCACCUCCACCAGUGAUUCUAGAGAAGCAAACUCCACCAUCACAGCCGCCGCCGCCGCCUCAUCCUCGUCUUCCACCAGAAAGAUCAGGUUUGCAAAUUCCGCCUCAACUCCUGUUUAUAGAAGCAUCACCACCACAGCAGCUGCCACCACAACCUCCUCAGUCUCCACGUCCAUCGCUCCCACAAGUGAUUCCAGUGGAGCAAACUCCUUCUCCACCGCCGCCGCCGCCGCCGCCACCACCACCACCUCCACCCCCUCUUCUUCCUCCACAAAGACCAAGUUUGCAAAUUCCAACUCCACCACCGGUUAUAGCAGCAUCACCACCACAGCCACCUCCACUACGAUCUCACCAUCCACGCCCAUUGCCUCUAUCACUGGUUCCCAAGAAGCACGCUCCACCGCCGCCACCCCCACCUGCACCCCCUCUUCUUCCUCCACAAAGACCAAGUUUGCAAAUUCCAACUCCACCACCAGUUAUAGCAGCAUCACCACCACAGCCACCUCCACUACGAUCUCACCAUCCACGCCCAUUGCCUCUAUCACUGGUUCCCAAGAAGCACACUUCACCGCCGCCGCCGCCACCACCACCACCAAUUCCACCCCCUCUUCUUCCUCCACAAAGACCAAGUUUGCAAAUUUCAACUCCACCACCAGUUAUAGCAGCAUCACCACCACAGCCACCUCCACUACGAUCUCACCAUCCACGCCCAUUGCCUCUAUCACUGGUUCCCAAGAAGCACGCUUCACCGCCGCCGCCGCCACCACCACCACCACCUCCACCCCCUCUUCUUCCUCCACAAAGACCAAGUUUGCAAAUUUCAACUCCACCACCAGUUAUAGCAGCAUCACCACCACAGCCACCUCCACUACGAUCUCACCAUCCACGCCCAUUGCCUCUAUCUCUGGUUCCCAAGAAGCACGCUCCACCGCCGCCGCCUCCACCACCUCCAUCGAAACUUCCACUUAUUUCAGCAAAGGGAAACCAUGUACCACCAUGUCCGCCACCAAAGGCAGGUGGUUUGGUUUCAUCGUUGAAAUCCAAAUCCACAGCCAGGGGAAAACCAAGCGGCAGCUUAAAGCCAAAUACUUCCAGUGCGGACUCUGCAAAGGAGACUGGUAUUGGACAGGUGAAGCUGAAGCCGUUGCACUGGGAUAAACUAAUAGCAAAUGCUGAUCAUUCAAUGGUCUGGGAUGAUAUCAAUAAUGGAUCUUUCCGAUUCGAUGACAACCUUAUGGAAACCUUGUUUGGAUACACUUCCGCUGUCAAAUCCCCAGCAAGAAAUAGCAUCUCAUCGAACUCCAGUAGUACAAACUCCUCUCAGCCUGCUCAAAUUUUCAUUCUUGAGCCCAGGAAGUCCCAAAACACAGCAAUUGUGCUUAGAUCUCUUGCAACCUCUCGCAAAGAAGUCCUUGAUGCCCUUCAUGAUGGCCAAGGACUGGACGCUGAUACCCUUGAAAAAUUAAUCAAAGUUUCCCCAACCCAAGAAGAAGAAGCCAAAAUCCUCCAAUUCAAUGGCGACCCAACUAAACUUGCUGAUGCUGAAUCAUUCCUGUAUAACAUCCUGAAAGCCGUUCCUUCAGCAUUCACCCACUUCAAUGCAAUGCUUUUCAGAUCAAAUUAUGAUCCCGAGAUCCUUCAAGUCAAGGAAACUUUACAAACACUUGAAUUGGGGUGUCAGGAACUAAGAACUCGCACUAUCUUCUUAAAACUCCUUGAAGCUAUUCUCAAGGCUGGCAAUCGGAUGAAUGCUGGAACUGCUAGAGGCGACGCACAAGGUUUCAACCUCACUGCUCUAAGGAAACUAUCUGAUGUUAAAAGCACUGAUGGAAAGACUACACUACUUCACUUUGUCGUGGAACAAGUGGUUAGAACAGAGGGCAGACGUUGCAUGAUGAAUCGGAACCAUAGCAUUGGUCGAAGUAAUAGCCGAAGGAGCAAAAAUGGGGAUGUAAAUUCAGACAGCCUGGUAGCAAAUGAACAGGGAGAGAGGGAGUACCUAACGCUUGGUUUGCCAGCUUUAGGGGGCUUAAAUAUUGAAUUCUCUAAUGUAAGGAAAGCAGCUGCUAUAGACUAUGAAAGUUUCAUCCAUAUGUGCUCCACUCUCACAGCUAGGGUUGCUGAAAUUCAACAACAUGUGACCUGUUGCAGCAGUGGUGAGGUGGAUCGGUUUGUUACAGAAAUGAAAGGGUUCUUGGAAGGAUGUGAAGAAGAGCUUAAAGUGGUGAGAGAGGAGCAAAAGAGGGUAAUGGAGCUUGUGAAGAAAACAACAGCAUAUUACCAAGUAGGAGCUUCCAAGGACAAUGGCGCACACCCACUCCAGUUGUUUGUUAUUGUGAAGGAUUUCCUUGACAUAGUUGAUCGAGCUUGUUCAGAUAUUAGUCAGAAGCUACAGAAGAAAAACUUGAGAACACCACCAUCAACCUCAACAAGACAUGUAGAAUCUUCAUUGCCACCAGUACCGCCUACAAGAACCGCUUUUAGAAUCCCAAACUUGCAGCUGCAUUUCUUGUCAGACCAGUCAAGGACAACAUGUUCUAGUGAUUCAGAAGAUGAUUUCUGAAGAGAGAUGGCUGUAUUUUCUGUAUGGUUCAGACUAACACGACAAGAUGACAAUGUAGGAGCAAAGUUCGUAUAAUGAGAAAUGUAAGAUAUCUGGUGUUCCGAA
Messenger RNA from Malania oleifera, 3308 nucleotides. RefSeq names its product formin-like protein 4. Bases 138 to 3203 code for a protein of 1021 amino acids. Gene Ontology annotation, molecular function: actin filament binding. The transcript is spliced from 2 exons. Lineage: Eukaryota; Viridiplantae; Streptophyta; Magnoliopsida; Santalales; Ximeniaceae. Gene Ontology annotation, biological process: actin nucleation; actin cytoskeleton organization. The record is from RefSeq and is a predicted model, not a curated record.